CAAGAAUUAAGCUAUUUCAGACAUAUAAUUGAUUUUCAAAAUCAAAAAAUUGAAAAAUUGACUUCACUCAUAAGUGAUAUUUUUGAAAAUAAAGAUCCUCUUUAUAUCAUCAAUAGUUUACAGUCGAUACAGGAUUCCAAUGAUAAUGUUAAUGUUGGUAACAACGUUGAGCCUGUCGAAACUACAAUUAAUGUACCGGAUGAUAACGAUAAUGGAGAUAAAGUAACUACCGAUAAUGAUAUUGAACUUACAAAUGCCGACGUUGCUGCCAAUUUGGCCAAUGCCACUGCAUCAGUUAACUCCAAUCAGUCAAAACAUAUAUCUUCUCAUUUAGACAGUAAUAUGGACCCAGCUUUACAUGUGGCACAAGCUGCUGUACAAGCACAAAAUUAUCAUCAACAACAAUCUCAAUCACAACAACCUCAACAAAAUCAACCAUCUCAGCAUCAAGCUUCUAACCAACAAAGAUCCCAAAAAUAAGCCUUCUCAAGACGCUUCUCCUUCAGGCGGGAUCUUGACAAACUCAGAGAGUGCUACUCCCACCGCUAGUACAAGACGGGCCAAAAAACCAAAAAUCUCGGUGGAGUUUCUUCAUAAUCCAAUGACUGUUAAUGAAAUAUACGAUGAGUUCAACAAGGGCUUCCGUGGCCAGAUCCCUUUGAAAGACAUGGACGAUCGCUACGGUAAACAUGAAUGGAGAGGUGACUCCCGUUCAAAAGAAUCAAAGAGAUUUCAAAGACGUAAAAAGCUCUGUGAUGCUAUCGACCGUGGUUGUGUGAGGUUCAACCAGUCUCCUGAAGAAAUAAUCCGCAGAAUAGAAGAGUUCAGAGGCGACAAAUCCUUGACCUGGAUCAUGAACGGCAAUCUACCUGCUGAAUUAGAGUAGUCUAUAAGUUGCUGAAUUAGUCUAAUAAAAUUACUGCAAAACUGUCG
Hyphopichia burtonii NRRL Y-1933 is the source of this 933-nucleotide messenger RNA. RefSeq lists its product as uncharacterized. The record is from RefSeq and is a predicted model, not a curated record. The transcript has 2 exons. Gene Ontology annotation, biological process: positive regulation of ribosomal protein gene transcription by RNA polymerase II. Gene Ontology annotation, molecular function: DNA-binding transcription factor activity, RNA polymerase II-specific; RNA polymerase II cis-regulatory region sequence-specific DNA binding. Lineage: Eukaryota; Fungi; Ascomycota; Pichiomycetes; Serinales; Debaryomycetaceae. Bases 359 to 886 code for a protein of 175 amino acids.